AUGCCAGUGCGAAUGUUCUCAUCUGUCGAGACGUUGAAAAUCCCUUGUAGAAGCAAAGGGUUUGUAACGAUCGACAUUCAUCAUCCCGUCGCAGCGCCGUCAGCGAGUCCUUCGGUGGCUAUAUUCUUGCCAAGAGGACCAAUCAUUCACAGCGAAGCAGACGACGCCUCGAACAUUGCGAUACUGAAAUCAACACUCUCUUGUCACAUUGUCAAGAUCAACUAUCGAUGGGGRGCGGAUCAUCUCUUCCCAUCGCCAAUUCAUGACGUCCUUACUGCCUUCGACUGGGUCAGUGAGAAUCUUCUCCCCAAGCGAGCCAUCAUACGAGCAGGCCGAGCGGAACGUGCAGGCCGAAUCGGUGUUUGUGGCGAGCUAAUUGGCGGCCAAUUGGCCACCGCGCUGGCCCUGAGUGAGUGUCAGAUUGGCAAGGCUGGGGUUGUAGCUGCUAUGGUCAGUUCUCCUAUAACCGACUGGACGGAAUUUGAAGACUUGGAAGACUCUGGCAAUCCGAAUACAACCUUGACCAAGCAAGUAUUGCUGAAACAAAGAAAGGCACUGUUCCGCAAAAAUGAGCACUGGUUUGACGUCUUCGCAUCACCAGCGCUACUCUUCCGAUCUGCAGGCGUAGAAGUCCCGACGACCUUCUUGGACCGGCCUUUUGAUGAAAUGAGCGAGCUUGCACAACUGGACCGCGAGGAUUUCUUCCAGGAGCAGCUUUCUCUCAGCAGUGCGUCCUCUUUUGCAGACUACACUCUUCCUCCAGCGGAGCAAGAAGAGCGUGUCAGGAAGCGCAAAGCAUCACGAAGGUUCCCAAGCAGAGCUUUGGGCCUUCGCUUACCGUCCUUCCGCAUCACCACCGGAGAGGAGUCGCCCUUGACUGGUCAAGCCAUGGAGCUUGCACAUUUUUUGAGGCAAAGCCUCGACAGAGUGAGCAACGCUGGUAGCCAUGGCCACGAUGCGGUUGUAAAUCAACCAGUACAAUAUGUGGAGAAGCCUGGCACGGGUCUCUGGGAUCGCUCAAACGCUGGUAGAGCAAGCAUGCUCGAUUCUGCCAACUGGCUCGCACAUUCGCUUUCUCGCUGA
Messenger RNA from Ramularia collo-cygni, 1083 nucleotides. RefSeq lists its product as uncharacterized. Gene Ontology annotation, molecular function: hydrolase activity. The transcript has 2 exons. Lineage: Eukaryota; Fungi; Ascomycota; Dothideomycetes; Mycosphaerellales; Mycosphaerellaceae. Bases 1 to 1083 code for a protein of 360 amino acids. The record is from RefSeq and is a predicted model, not a curated record.